AUGACCCAUCUGUUUCUAUUUUUCCUUUUUGGAGCCUUAGCUCUCUCUGGCUCAGAAGGUGCUGGCAACUCCACAGGCAAGCAUCGCAAUGCUCGGUUCUUGUUUGACUUUUUUGACAAACUUAAGCCUGAACAUAACAUAAUUCCUAACCCGUCUCAACAAGACUCAUCUGCAAAGCGGGUCUGUCGAAGUCGAUGCCAGAAAGGCUGGAUUCGUUACGAAGGCUACUGUUACAUGUUUAUUCAAGAGAGAAUGACAUGGCUGGAAGCUGAGAAAACGUGUUCGGCUAUAAGUGCAGGAGGUCACCUAACCAGCAUCACCAGCGCAGAACAGAAUGAAUUCCUUCGUAAGCUUUCUCAGGGACAACAGAAUACCCAGUUCUGGACAGGGGGAACUUACCAAAAGGGUUCAUUGUUGAGAUGGAGUGAUGGAUCUCUAAUAACCUUUGUCCAGAGGCCUCUGUCAUCUAUUUUCCAUGCCAUUGGAGGACUAAUUAACAACCUGUUUAACAUAAAACUUUGCCUGAUGGUCAACAUUGGAGGAGGGGCUCAAUGGGAAAGCUCCCCUUGCAGCCAGAGGCUGCCAUUCAUCUGCACUUACAGACCAAGCCUUGUCCACCCUUAACCUAUCACUGAACCACUGAUGAAACCUGACUGGCUGAAACGGCAUUUGGAAUUGAGUUCACCUGAAAUACAUUAGUGCAGAAAAAUCUUUUGCAUGGAAAAAUCAAGGUCUUAUACUAAAAAAGAAGAGGUGUUAUAGCGAGUGACAUUUCUGUUCUGUUUGCGUUAU
Molecule: messenger RNA, 792 nt
Organism: Tympanuchus pallidicinctus (lesser prairie-chicken)
Lineage: Eukaryota; Metazoa; Chordata; Aves; Galliformes; Phasianidae
Product: snaclec bothroinsularin subunit beta-like
Exons: 5
Coding region: 1-624 (207 amino acids)
Molecular function (GO): signaling receptor activity
Source: RefSeq, a predicted model, not a curated record